AUGAUCGGCGCUGACGGCGCAAACUCGGCCGUCCGCAAAGCAAUGGGCGUGCAAUAUCUGUCGUGGAACUACGACCAGAUGGGUGUAGUGGCUACGUUGCACUUGUCUGAGGCGACGGAGAACACAACAGCUUGGCAGCGCUUCCUGCCGACAGGUCCCAUUGCCCUGUUGCCACUUGACGCAACUAGAAGUUCCUUAGUCUGGUCGACAACACACUCCCACGCUAAAGAACUACUCAAAUUGCCAGAGGAACAAUUCGUCGACGCACUUAAUGACGCUUUGUGGAAACAAUAUCCGCGGCGCAGCCUAGUGGACACGUGCACGUCAUGGGUGGGCGGAUGCCUGCGGCGCGCGGGGCUGGCCGACGGCGCCGAGCGCCAGCUGCCGCCCUGCGUGCGAGCUGUAGCGCCUUCAUCCCGGGCGGCCUUCCCUCUCGCCUUCGGGCACAGCACGCGCUAUAUCGCACCAGGCGUCGCGCUUGUCGGAGACGCCGCUCACCGAGUCCAUCCGUUAGCUGGACAAGGCGUUAACCUUGGCUUUGGUGACGUAAAGGACUUGACUGACUUCCUCGCUGAUGCGAUAUACACCGGCUUAGAUAUCACGCAUCAUACCUGGUUAGAAAAAUAUGAGAGUUCCCGACAGAGGCACAAUGUGCCCACACAGUUGGCCAUCGACGCUUUGUACCGACUUUAUAGUCUGGACAUAGCUCCAUUGGUCUUAGCCAGGAGUGUGGGUUUACAGCUUACCAACGCACUGCAUCCGGUCAAAAAAAUGAUCAUGUCUCAUGCGACGUCGUAA
Parnassius apollo (apollo) is the source of this 798-nucleotide messenger RNA. Lineage: Eukaryota; Metazoa; Arthropoda; Insecta; Lepidoptera; Papilionidae. The record is from the annotation of a GenBank genome assembly.